Molecule: messenger RNA, 2657 nt
Organism: Bolinopsis microptera
Lineage: Eukaryota; Metazoa; Ctenophora; Tentaculata; Lobata; Bolinopsidae
Product: phospholipid phosphatase 2-like
Exons: 8
Coding region: 24-995 (323 amino acids)
Biological process (GO): phospholipid dephosphorylation; signal transduction; phospholipid metabolic process
Cellular component (GO): plasma membrane
Molecular function (GO): phosphatidate phosphatase activity
Source: RefSeq, a predicted model, not a curated record
UUUAGGAUAGCUAUUCAUCCGUGAUGGCUGGAGUGAAAUGCAUCAAAGAAUUGAUAAUCGCUCUACUUCACUACAUCGUAUCAGAUUGGUUGGAGAUCCUGUUUAACAUUAUUUUCAUAAUAACUGUUGGAAUCUUUGCUGUCAUUUUCAAAGGAGAUUCGUGGAAUUUUCAGGCAUUCAGAGCUUUCGACUACAAAGACAAUGCGUUGGGAUACAUCCACAAACCAAGUGUUGUGACAGGAAACAUGAACAUUUUUGUUUCUUUCGUGUUUGCGAUAGUAGCAUCUUUGAUUGGAAACGCAUUUACAAAGAUUGGCAGCAAAGAAACCAACAAAAAGGCUGACCAACAGCUAACAGUAGAAAUCAAUAUGUCAUCUAAACUGUCGAGCAUGAAGGAAAUAGAAUGUCUCAAGGCAGAAAGUAAAGUCAGAUUGUAUAGAAUUGUAUGGGGACUGAUAUACUUAAUCAUAGCUGUUAUUGAGACCAAUCUCAUAACUAACUUUACAAAGACGUCCAUGGGAGUACUCAAACCUCAUUUCUUGACGGAGUGCAAACCUGACCAGGCUAUAAUAGAGGCUUUAGAGGCUAACGGGACUUCAUGGGUAGACGAAAAACUGACUUUGACAAUUUGCACUAACGAAGACACUGAUAACAGAAGAUCUUUUCCUUCUGGUCAUGCAUCCCAGGCUGGAGUUGCUGUGAUGUAUAGUUAUCUCGAAGUGAACGAUCUCCCCAAAAUGUUGGUUGCUUCAAGAUUUCUUCAGAUAGUAGGUGUUCUAUACGCUGUCCUCAUAUGCGCCUUGAGAAUAAGUAACAAUCAACACCAUUGGCCGGAUGUCCUUGUGGGUUUAACACUGGGAGCUCUGAUAGCAUUAUCAGCUUUCGUUAUGAAAGAGAAACAGGUAAAGAGACAAUUCCGGAUGAGCGCGUGCAUAAAAGUAGCUGUUCCCUCUGAAGGUGAUGCUGAAGCUACUAAUAUGAUCCCUCUACUAUGAAAUGAAGGUGAUUGUCCUUAACUGACCAGACUAUAAGGAGAUGGAUGGGUCACAGUGUGGAUGACCUACAAUUUAGUGUCUGUACAUCGUGUUUUAGAGUGCCCACCCUACGUCUCAAUACACACAAAGCCUGGCAGUGGAGACCGGAGACCGGAAAGAUAACGCAACCUCAACCUAUGUUUGGACAGAUUAUAGAGGAGUGGAACAUUAACAUUAUUUUAAUUCUUUGGAACCCAUUGGUCGCUCAUUUCGAACGGAGACAGCAUAUUCAUAUUAUAUAUAAGACGAGGUUGUAGUUUUACUAUAGUUUCUGAUGUUUCAUACGAUAUUUUGUAUUUGAUAAUUGAUUCUGUUGAAGUACAUCCUGUAUUAUAUUACCUUAAGCUCUUAAGGCUAAUAAAUUUGGUUCACAAUAAAUUUGGUUACAAAAAUGUUGGUUACAAAAAUGUUGGUUACAAAAAUGUUGGUUACAAAAAUGUUGGUUACCAUAAUUUUAGUCGCAAAUUUCUCACAUUUUUAGUCUACAAUAAUUUUAAUCACAUUUUUCGACUUUUCGAGACCAUUUUCCAUUCCAUUUAUUUGAUUUUUCCAUUGUUUAGCUUUUUUCCCCGCGAUUUCGCACGUAAAGUCAUGCUUUAAAGUUUACCGUCAGGCACGUUAAUUUAAUGAUUUGUUACUGCCUGAUGGGAAAAAGGAAGUAAGAGAAUGUGAAAGCAUAAAAUGUGAAAGCAUAAAAGCAGUGGAUUACACGUGUAAUAGUCAAAGUAGUCCAGCAGUAGGAAAGGUGGCAUUAAUGGUGAUAAUAUGGUGAACAUAUUAAUUAUAAACAAUGUAAGCUCAAUAAUAUUCAUGUCAUAUAAAGAUCUACAUUCUACAACCGUCUGCCUACUACCAUCACAUCAGCUGAAUCCCUGGAAUCCUUUAAAGCAUUUCUAAAAACUUUCUUAUUCAAAUUGUCUCAGCAUGAACUUGAAAAACUUUAUCAAUGACUGAUUUUGGCCUACAUUUAGUAUAGUGUAAGUUCUUUAAUUUUAAGCUUCACUCUCUGAUUUUAGUACGAACGAUAUAUUUUCAAAUAUAUUAUAGAGUUAUAGCAGUCCUAACUUUUAUCAUGAUAGUUUCUGGGAUGACUAGAUUAAACGCUGCUGAGUAUAAGUUUAUCUUAAUAGACUUGGUGUUCUUAAACUUCAGUUUAUUAUUAUUAUAUAUAAUGCUCUACUGAAAGUUUGGUCUGCUUUUAAAUUAGUCGCCGAAAAAUUUGACCUCAAUAAAUUUGGUUUACAACAAUUUUAGUCUAAAUUUUGACUAAAUUUUUCUUUCUUAAAGAGUUAAAGUAAUAAGAUCAUUCGUAAUACAAUUUUAAUUUUAAUUUUAAUUGUAUAUAAUUUUGUGUCAGAUUCAAAUUUUUAUGAUAAUGAUCUUUUUAAUGCACGAAUAUGAUGUAGUUACACUGAAACUUUGAAUAGUUUACGGAAUUAUCAGGAAUUGUUAUCAGAAACAUCGCAAUUUUAAUGAUAAAUUAUAAAGAUUUCUUUGUAUUUCUGUGUAUGUAUAAUUCGUGCUGUAAUCAGAUAAGUUAUAUAGUUACUGUUCUUAUAAUCUGAUAAUAAUGUGUUGUUAAACCAAUGUUACGAUCAAUCUUUCAAAAGUCGAUUAUUUACU